AGAUUAUCUAGCUUUAAAUGUAUAUGUAGCCUUGUGCUAUUACAAGCUAGAUUACUAUGACGUAGCUCAAGAAGUGCUUCAAGUUUAUUUGCAAAAGUAUCCAGAUAGUGCAAUCGCGAUUAAUUUGAAAGCGUGUAAUCACUUCCGUUUGUAUGAUGGAAAUGCCGCGCAAGUUGAGAUGAAGCAGCUCAUUGAGAAGAUAUCAAGUUCCUUCAGUUCCGGCCAUGAUCUUAUACGACAUAACACAGUUGUUUUCAGAGGUGGUGAGAACGCAUUGCAAAUUUUACCCAAUUUGGUGGACGUCAUACCAGAAGCCAGGCUUAAUUUGGUCAUAUAUUAUUUGAAACAAGAUGAUGUCAAGGCAGCCUAUGACUUGAUCAAAGAUCUGGAGCCAGCAGUCCCACAAGAAUACAUUUUGAAGGGUAUAGUUAACGCUGUUAUGGGCCAGGAAACCAAUUCUCGCGACAGUAUAAAAACUGCACAGCAGUAUUUUCAACUAGUGGGCUCUUCAGCAUCGGAGUGUGAUACCAUACCUGGUAGACAAUGUAUGGCCUCCUUCUUCUUCCUUUACCGGCAAUUUGAUCGAGUCAGACUCUAUCUGAAUUCGAUAAAGACGUAUUUCUCCAAUCAAGAUAACUUUAACUUCAACUACGCUCAAGCUCAAGCCGGAGCGGGUUACUUCAAAGAAGCGGAGGAGGCUUUCCUGAUGAUACGUAACGAAAAAUAUAAAAACGAUUACAUUUACAUCAGUCUUCUAUCGUAUUGCUAUAUAAUGAAUAAGAAGGCUGAAUUAGCCUGGGAACUGUAUUUAAAAAUGGACACAUCGGCGGAGUCCUUCAGUCUGCUUCAGCUGAUUGCCAAUACGUGUUACAAAGUAGGCGAAUUCUGGUACGCCGCUAAAGCCUUCGAUAUGCUGGAGCGUAUGGAUCCAAGUCCUGAACAUUGGGAAGGAAAGCGCGGCGCAUGCUGCGGCACUUUUCAGUAUAUCAUCGCGGAGAAGCUACCAAAAGAACUACUAUCGGAAGUGAUACAAAUUCUGAAAAAUACAUCCAAUUCUCAAGUGGAGCAGAUAAUACGCGUUAUGCGCAAGUGGGGAAAGGAUAACAGGGUGAACUGUUAAUAUUAAUUUGUGGCAUUUUGUGGCAUCGUUAAUUAAUUAUCAAUUCCGUCCAAAAAAAUGCUUUCUAUAUUUUAUAAGUUAGUAAUAUCACGUAACACAUGUAGAGCAUGUGUAGUGCACGUUGUUUUAAAUUCAUUUAUUGUAACAAGGAGUUAUAAUAUUCUAUCUCUAUAUAGAGUAACAAUGUAUGAUGAAUUCUUGUACAGCUUAUUAAAUAAAAUUGUGAUAGUGGAAUUAUAAAAAUAA
Messenger RNA from Wasmannia auropunctata (little fire ant), 1366 nucleotides. RefSeq names its product intraflagellar transport protein 56 (gene Ttc26). The transcript has 5 exons. Gene Ontology annotation, molecular function: intraciliary transport particle B binding; protein binding. Lineage: Eukaryota; Metazoa; Arthropoda; Insecta; Hymenoptera; Formicidae. Gene Ontology annotation, cellular component: ciliary basal body; intraciliary transport particle B; ciliary base. The record is from RefSeq and is a predicted model, not a curated record. Gene Ontology annotation, biological process: intraciliary anterograde transport; intraciliary transport involved in cilium assembly. The annotation marks the transcript as partial.